AUGAUACAGGAUUCAGGAGCUGAUGAAAUCAUAGGUUCUUCGCUGAAAGAUCGUCUCGAAUAUGCGUUGCUGCCAAAUGGAAUCCGUCAGCAAGAGCAGUUUCUCCCAGCCGGUUCCCUCGCGUCAAUUUGUACCGAAUUGACCGUUUUUAUUGAGCUUUCUAGAUACUUCGACAGGGAUGAGGCUAGGCAAGUCACAUCAUAUAUAUGUGAUCGAACAAAGCCCGCCAAAAAGAUAUUUGCCGCUUUAGUACUCAUAGGUCGCAUCGAGUUAAUCAAGCCCUUCCAAAAUGCGACGUUUUUCGACGAAGACUUGCCACUCACAGAUAAUAUUGAAGAGUCGGAAUUGCGAUCUCGCUGGCCAGGCGAUCAGCGAUCCGUCUUGCUUACCAGAAGCCUCCGAGACAUCAAGGCGAUACGCGACUUUAGCCUCAAACAGUGGUGUGUGAACAUCCCCUUUUUUGAGAGGGACUUCAAUCAGAUCUAUGGGGAUCUAGUGUUUGAUUCGGAUACCAUUAUGCCGUGGGAAUCUGCUGGGCAAAACAUCAUUACUGGAGGGUAUGGAUAUGUUCAAAAGGUCAAGAUUCACAAAGACCACCAUUCUUUCGAGACAAAACACAAAAGUUUCGCAUUAAAGACUAUUCUGCCAGCAAAAGAAAAAACUCGAAAUGCCUUCAAGCAGGAGUUGAUGGCCUUUCGUAAGGUCCGUCCCAUGCCAAAUUUGGUUGAGCUUGUGUCUGCAUUCGAGAUAUCAGGAAAGGAUACGUUUAUGCUCUUAUUCCCCUGGGCUGAAGGGGGCAGCAUGGAUGACAUGAUGGAUCGGCCGUCGAAGGAUCUCUUCCGAGCCCAGAAGCAGUCGCCAAGAGACUUUGUUCAGUGGAUCAUAGCCCAAUGCCGUGGCUUGGUAGAAGCUCUUGGGGAGAUUCACCAGGCCAAUAUCGCUAUUGGGUCUGAGGACGGGGACUCCAGUGGCCAAGUUAAGAACUUCGGGAUACACCUUGAUAUCAAACCAGGCAACAUCCUUUAUUACUGCCAAACGACUGCCUACCACGCACUUGGUGUUCUUAAAAUUGCAGAUUUUGGCCUCGCCGAGUUUCAUAGUACAUCUUCGAAAACGCGGAAGAGCCGCGGUUCUGCCUACAUGUGCUCGCAACAAUAUCGCUCACCUGAGCACGAUAUCGGUUACAUCAUAUCAAAAAAGGUCGAUAUCUGGGCACUGGGUUGUAUAUUCUCCGAGUUGCUCACGUGGAUGCUUCUUGAAUAUAAAGGGUGUGAGGAAUUUCGUCAAGCGAGAGAGCAAGAUGUCUUAUUCUCAGGAGACUGGAACGACGUCCAGGAUGGCGAAAACGAUGUCGAGGAUAACUUUUUCCAGAGACAUAUUGAGAUGAAGAGUGCGAAAACUUUUCAUCGGCUCCUCCGAGCCCAUCCGAAGUUUGGAUACGUUAAGCAAACCCGGGCUGUAAGAAAGGAGAAAACAAGCUUGGAUUAG
Molecule: messenger RNA, 1488 nt
Organism: Fusarium verticillioides 7600
Lineage: Eukaryota; Fungi; Ascomycota; Sordariomycetes; Hypocreales; Nectriaceae
Product: serine/threonine protein kinase
Exons: 2
Coding region: 1-1488 (495 amino acids)
Biological process (GO): peptidyl-threonine phosphorylation; peptidyl-serine phosphorylation
Molecular function (GO): protein serine/threonine kinase activity; ATP binding
Source: RefSeq, a predicted model, not a curated record